Drosophila eugracilis is the source of this 4125-nucleotide messenger RNA. RefSeq names its product pre-mRNA-splicing factor CWC22 homolog (gene ncm). Gene Ontology annotation, biological process: mRNA splicing, via spliceosome. NCBI's taxonomy places the organism in Eukaryota, Metazoa, Arthropoda, Insecta, Diptera, Drosophilidae. Gene Ontology annotation, cellular component: catalytic step 2 spliceosome. Gene Ontology annotation, molecular function: protein binding; RNA binding. The record is from RefSeq and is a predicted model, not a curated record.
ACUAAUGUCAAUUGUUACCCAGCUCUAUUAUCGCCGCGUUGUGUUUUUUGCUCUUACAAAUUUUCAUCGUUGUUUUUCCAAACAUUCUCUCGAAUUAAACGCGCCAUGGCGGAAAGCGAUGCCGAAAGCGAUUCUAGUAGCAAUUCUAGCAGUAGUGACUCUUCCAGUGGAAGCGAAAGCGACGACAGGAGCGAAUCCUCAUCCUCUUCCAGCAGCGGGCGGGAAGAAGAAGCAGUGCAGAAAGAAUCCGCCAAAGGUACGAAAAAAUCUGAUGAUAAGGAUAAAAGGGAGAAAAGUCGUAAGGAGAAAGAAACUGGAAAAGAAGAGUAUCAACAUGACCAGCGAACAGAUCCGCUUAAACACUCCCGGUUGGAAUCUAAUGAAAUUUCCCAUUCUGCUGGCGUGGAAAAGCAGCAAGAAGAAGCAGCAGCAGCUGCUGCGACGGCGGAAAGUGAGAAAUUAAAUGAAGCGGAAAAAGUUGAAACACCUGUCCAACGAAAAGAGGAAACAGAGGCCACAGGUGUGACGAAAGACCUGGAAAAUCCUAAAGAGGAAGCAGAAGAACGUCUAAAAAAAGAUGAGCAGCCGGUUACCACCAAUGGAAGUAUUAAGAAAUCGCCGGAUGGAACAGCUGCGACUAUAGUGGAAACUCUCACAACGGACAACCACAUUGAGGAAGGGGAAAUAACCGAUAAAGACGACGAUGACUUUCCACCUACUAAGGAAAGCGAAAAAUCCGCCGCCACCAAGAACAGUCCAUCCAAAGAAACCCACCGCCAACGAAGUCCCAGUCAAGAGGAGAAUCGACGACGGCCCCGUUCCACCAGCAAAAGUCCUUCACCACGUAACCGGCGUCGUCGUCGCUCUAGAAGCAAGUACAGUAGAACUCGUAGCCGCAGUGUCAGCCCAGUUCGCCGGAGAUCCAAUUCCUUGGAGAGAAGGCGCCUGGAGCGACAAAAACGUCAUGAGGCACGGGAUAAACGCGACGAAGAAAGAGCUAAGGAGCGAGAGAAGCGCCAUCAAAAUCGUGACAAAUCCACCAGCCGGCGUAGGGAUGAUUCGAGGGAUAGAAAGAGGUCAUCAGAUCGCAAACGAGAUCGAUCCACCUCGAGCCAAGGCUCACUAUCCUCCAAAACUGCUCGCAAUUCUGAAGCCAAUAAUGCAGAUAAUGAAACGGUAACCGAGCCGACUGCCAAAAUAACAGAGCGUCAACGAAAGACUGUGGAUGUAUUGACGUCAAGGACAGGAGGAGCUUAUAUUCCACCAGCUAAGCUGCGUUUGAUGCAGUCACAGAUCACAGAUAAAGCAUCAGCUGCCUAUCAGAGAAUCGCUUGGGAGGCCCUCAAAAAAUCCAUCCAUGGUUACAUCAACAAAGUGAAUGUGACAAAUAUAGCAAUCAUUACCAGGGAGCUUUUAAGAGAGAAUAUCGUCAGGGGAAGGGGCUUACUCAGCAGGAGUAUUAUCCAAGCACAGGCUGCUUCGCCCACUUUUACCCAUGUGUACGCCGCUCUGGUGAGCAUUAUAAACUCAAAGUUCCCGAAUAUAGGCGAGCUCCUUCUCAAACGUCUGGUCAUCCAAUUUCGUAGGGCAUUCCGACGUAAUGAUAAGUUGGUAUGCAUGUCGGCCACUAGAUUCAUAGGUCACCUGGUAAACCAGCGAGUGGCUCAUGAAAUUUUAGCCCUAGAGAUCCUCACCCUGUUGGUGGAAACUCCUACAGAUGAUUCUGUAGAGGUGGCCAUUGCUUUUCUUAAAGAAUGCGGCAUGAAACUGACUGAGGUUUCCUCCAAAGGCAUUGGGGCCAUCUUUGAGAUGCUGAGAAACAUCCUGCAUGAGGGAAAGUUGGACAAGCGAGUACAGUACAUGAUCGAGGUGCUGUUCCAGGUGCGAAAGGAUGGCUUUAAGGAUCAUCCGGCUGUUGUUUCGGAACUGGAACUGGUGGAAGAGGACGAUCAGUUCACACAUCUGAUGAUGUUAGACGAAGCCACUGAAACAGAGGAUAUACUAAAUGUUUUUAAAUUUGACGACAACUAUGCGGAGAACGAAGACAAAUACAAAGGAUUGAGUCGCGAGAUCCUGGGCAGUGACGAUGGCAGUAGUUCUGGGUCGGGUUCUGGAUCAGAUUCAGAUAGCGAUUCGGACGGAGAAUCUGGAUCGGACGCGGAAAAGAAAACCGAAGGUGGAGACAUCAUCGACAACACCGAAACCAAUCUGAUUGCCCUACGACGCACAAUUUACUUAACAAUUAACUCUAGUUUGGACUAUGAGGAGUGUGCCCACAAACUAAUGAAAAUGCAACUGAAACCCGGGCAGGAAAUAGAAUUAUGUCAUAUGUUCCUUGAUUGUUGUGCGGAACAAAGGACAUAUGAAAAGUUUUAUGGACUGCUGGCUCAGCGUUUCUGUAACAUAAAUAAGAUCUAUAUACCACCCUUUGAGGAAAUUUUUAAGGAUACCUAUCAAACCACACACAGAUUGGAUACGAACCGUUUGAGAAACGUCAGCAAGUUUUUUGCUCACCUGCUAUUUACCGACGCCAUCAGUUGGGAUGUGCUCGAAUGCAUACUACUGAAUGAGGAUGAUACCACUUCAUCGAGCAGGAUCUUCAUAAAAAUCCUAUUUCAGGAGCUAGCUGAGUACAUGGGCUUGGGAAAACUAAAUGCGAAACUCAAGGAAGACGUUUUGGUGGAAAGUCUAGCUGGUCUAUUCCCCAAGGAUAAUCCAAGAAAUACACGCUUCUCAAUUAACUUUUUCACCUCUAUUGGCUUGGGUGGACUGACCGACGAUUUAAGAAGAUUCUUGAAAAAUGCCCCCAAGGCUGUGCCCGCUAUAAAUGCAGAAAUCCUGGCCAAUACAGGAGGGAAUCCUUUUAGAGAUGGGUCUGCACCCGCUGGGAAUUCCAAGGUAGAACCACCUUCGUCCGAUUCCUCAUCAUCGUCAUCUUCAGACACUAGCAGCGAAGACUCCAGUGAAAGCGAAAGUAGUUCUUCUAGUGAAUCUUCAAGUUCCGAUUCCAGUUCAGAACCCAAGAAAAAACGAAAACGCAAGGAUAAAGGCAAGAAGAAAUUGAAGAAGGUCAGUAAGGAGAAGGCCAAGAAGAGCAAAAACAAAAAGGCCGAGAAGAAAAAGAAGGCUGAGAAGGAGAAACGGAGAGCGGAGAAGGAAAGGGAAAAGGAGAAGCAAAAGAGGGAGAAGGAAAAGGAGAAAGAUAAAAAGCGCGAGAAAGAGAAAAAGAAGGCAGCCAAAAAGAAAUCAAAGCGCAAAAGGAAACGCCAGGAGAGCUCAAGUUCCAGCAGCAGCGAAGACACCGAAAAAAAAUCGUCCGAAUCCUCUUCAUCGAGAUCGUCCAGCGUAGAAAGCGACGCAGAGCCUCAGGCAAAGAUCAAGCGCCAGGAGCAGAUCCAAAAAAACAACAAGUUCCGAGGGCAACCCAAAGACAGUGAUGAAUUCAAUCUGGAAGGUCCUGAAUCCAGAGAUUGCAAUCGUUAUCAGUCAAAUGGAAAUGGCCAGAGACGCAGGGACAAUUCCUUUGACAGAGAAAGAAACCAAGAGAAUUCUUCAUUUGGCAGAGAACUGAGACGUGAGAACAUUUCUUAUCAUAGUGAAAGAACCCGUAAGGAAAUGAAAUCGAUCCCUCACAAUAGGCAAAUAAGUCGGUAUAGAUCACUUUCUUAUGAGAAUCCACGUAAAAGAGAGAAAUCGUUCUCUCGAGAAAGACGGAUCGAGAAGAGCAGCCGCGGUGAAAAAGACAGCCGACGUGGUGACAGUUCGUCUAAAGAUCGUGGAUCAGAUCGUGGUGAAAAGUCUGAUCGUGGCGAGAGGUCAGAUCGCAGUGGACGUGAUCGUGAUAAGGAGCGGGAUCGGGAAAGAGGUCAUGAUCUCAAACGACAACGGGGACGUGAACGAGAGCGUGACCGAUCGCGUGACCGCCCACGAAGGGAACGCAGUUCGCAGAGAUCCAAGGGGCGUGGCUGAAUAUAGAGAAAAGCAUCGUGGAGACUGGAAACCGUGACGAAACAAAUAAAGGCAUAUGAAUAUUUGUGUUAACUACUAUACUUUUACAUGUGUACAAAAAAAAACUAAACCCACUAAAUGAUAAAACAAAAAUAAAUGUACAAAAUGCAACUUUAA